UAAAAAAGAAACCAUAUCUCAUUUUUUGGUUUGGAUAAUGAUUUGGUAAGAAGUAAACAGCCCCUAUAUUUUGAAGUUUAUUCCGGGCGGGGUAGGCGGGUAGGAACCACUGUGCUAAACCGGAUCCACAGCAUUCAUACUCUCCUAUCCACGGAGGUUGCAGCCAUGGCUUCACACGUCUUGCCUACGACCCGAGUUAUGCUUCCAUUACCUAAGUCACUACGUCUGGCAUCACUGAGUUCAUUUCAUGCUCCCAAAGUUUCUCUGUCUACCAGCUUUUUCUCCCCCUUCGCCGGCGGCAAUUUACGUUCGGAUUUUCCGGGUCAUAAGAUAGUAAGACCGGAUUACCUUAACCCGUCUCCUGCUAGCUCCCGCCCUAAACGCGGCGUUGUCACUAUGGUUAUUCCUUUCUCAGAGGGAAGUGCUUCUGACCAACCUCCUCCAGAUUUAGCGUCUUACUUUUUUGAGAAUCGAAUUGUUUAUUUAGGCAUGACUCUGGUUCCUUCUGUGACUGAAUUAAUAGUAGCAGAAUUUCUAUACCUUCAGCAUGAAGAUGCAGACAAACCAAUUUUCCUUUAUAUUAAUUCCACUGGGACAACUAAG
Messenger RNA from Cuscuta epithymum, 603 nucleotides. The record is from the annotation of a GenBank genome assembly. NCBI's taxonomy places the organism in Eukaryota, Viridiplantae, Streptophyta, Magnoliopsida, Solanales, Convolvulaceae.